Molecule: messenger RNA, 525 nt
Organism: Exserohilum turcica Et28A
Lineage: Eukaryota; Fungi; Ascomycota; Dothideomycetes; Pleosporales; Pleosporaceae
Exons: 3
Coding region: 1-525 (174 amino acids)
Cellular component (GO): membrane; endomembrane system
Source: RefSeq, a predicted model, not a curated record
AUGGCUGACGCUGUCCCCUCGCCUGUCGCCGACGUCACGGCAGCCCACGCCACCUCCGUCUUCACCCCCAUCAAUCUGCUGCUUCUCUCGCUCUUUGGCUUCCUCGUCUAUCUCCGCCUCAAGCCCUCGACGCCCCAGACGCUCCCUCGCGCCCCGCCGCCAACCGUCUUCCGCACCUUCACCCCGCCCUCGCUGUUCCCCUACAAUGGCCUGAACAACAUGCCCGUCUAUCUCGCCGUGCGCGGCCGCGUCUUCGACGUCACCCCCGGCCGCAACUUUUACGGCCCCGGCGGUCCCUAUGCCAACUUUGCCGGCAGGGAUGCCUCGCGCGGCCUGGCCUGCGGCAGCUUCGACGAGGAAAUGCUGACCAAGGACCUCGACGGCCCGCUGGAUACCCUCGAGGGCUUGGAUGCCGAGCAGAUGGAUGCCCUGCGCGGCUGGGAGGAGAGGUUUGAGGAAAAGUAUCUUGUCGUGGGCAAGCUGGUGCCCGUGGGCCACCCGGAGGCCGAGGACGCAAAGGCCUAG